CCCCGUUCGCCUCCCGCGUCCCGGCGCUAACGAGGGCCAUUCACUUGGCGUUACUCGAAUCUCUACGCCUCCGGUGGCGAUCCCUGCGGUUCCUUGACGUCCUCCUCGCGCGCGAGCAUAGGUAUACCGAUUCCCUCCGUCAAUCACGGCUCCAUGCCUUGUGUUUUGAGACCAUUCUGAAGUCAUCUUGCGUCCAUCUUCCAUGGACAUUGACAAUGCACACGCUGGGUCCUUGUCACGCCGCGUCCUACCCUUGUCACCCUGCCCUGCGUCCUGCUCCCACCACUCUGCGCCCAUCCAUCAUCUCACGCUGCGGCGGCAGAGCGAUACGCGCCUUCGCGUAGAUUUUUCUCACCCCGCGGGCCUCGAGGGGGCGCCCCCGCCGCCGCCUUGUGCUGAUCUGCGCUCGGCUGGGACUGAUCUGUGCUCGCUCGCUCUGAUCUGUGCUUGCGACCUCUGAUCUUGGCUGAUGUUCCGCUGGUCUGUGCUUGCGGUUGCCUGCUCUGUUUGCCGCCGCCUGGUCCUCCCUUGCCGUCGCCUUGUUCUUGCUCCUCCAACAAGCCGGUGGACUGAGAGGCACAGCCGGGCAUCGGGAACAUCAUGCGUCCCCCCCGCGCCUCCCGGGUUGCAGCUCUCGCGCCCCUCGGAUUCCGGAUUGCAUCAAUCGCGCCUCUCGGAACGUACCUCACCCGUGCAAACAAGCGCAUCUGCUUUGCUCACACAAGUGCAACUCCCUAAGUCCCGUGCGCUACUUCCCUACGAAUACGACCGCAUCCCGCGCAGGCCGCACGGAUAUGACCGAGCGUCAGAGCGCUUCUGGGUCGGAGAGCCUGUACCUCCUGGAUCAGAGGGCCGGUAGCUCGUGGCGGAGUAGCAUCUACUGCUACCUCCCACUACCUCCUGAUGAGCCUUCGGCGCCUCCUGG
Molecule: messenger RNA, 925 nt
Organism: Schizophyllum commune H4-8
Lineage: Eukaryota; Fungi; Basidiomycota; Agaricomycetes; Agaricales; Schizophyllaceae
Exons: 1
Coding region: 470-859 (129 amino acids)
Source: RefSeq, a predicted model, not a curated record